GUUUUGCACCCAAUGCACAACAAUUAUGCCUUUACCAGUAGAUUCUGAGCCACAUAUUCGUCAAAGGAUGUCUUCAAAUUCAAGCCAACAGACAGUAGGAGUGGACACACCGGUCGCCGACACGGAGGGGACUAUUUGUGACGAGUUAUUCGAGUUACUUUACAACAUUACUGUAGCCAUUACACAUGUUACAACACUCCACAUUGUCAAGUUCUUCUGCGUUUCGGUGACUAUCGGAUCGUUCAUGUACGAGUUUUUCCCCAUAAGAGAGUCGUACUUCUCCAACAAACACAAUUUCCUUAACCAGUACUUCGUCAAGCUUGCAUGGGGCUGGACCAUGGCCCUCCACACCCCAUUGAUCAUCACCACCGGCUUGCUGCAAACUCCGGUGAAUUUUCUGCAGACUGCCAUGGGUCUGUCGAGGGUACUUUUGGUGGGGACAACGGUGUGGUUUGGCUGGGUCGAAAUUGUCUUCCACUGGGUGAUGCAAAUGACUGGAUCAUGCAUUGGGGAUGAGAAUUUGACCGAUGUUAGAUCUUGCUUCAAAGCAGGACAUCACUGGGACGGGUUCGACAUCUCCGGUCACUGCUUCCUUCUCAUAUACAGCGCCCUCUUGAUUCAUGAAGAACUGCGAAUCGUGCAUCAAAGUUCCACCCAAACAAAACCAUCAUUGGAUGCAGUAGCAGAGAAACAAACCAGUAAAGAAAACAAAAAAGACAAGUUGAUAUUUCUACAAAAGUUUUUUACUAUUCUGCUGAUCCUAUUGGAAUGUUUGUGGAUGUUGAUGGUGUCUAUGACGGCAGUUUAUUUCCAUGCCUUGAGCCACAAGUUGAUUGGUGCUGGAGUAGCGAUAUUAUCUUGGCACGUCACUUACAACAUUUGGUACAAAAUGAGCCUGUCACCUGGUUCAAGUUGAUGUCGAUGAGAACAAAAAUAAUUGAUCGGAGCUCAACUUCACAAUCACAUGCUCCUACCUAGAGCUAUGAGGUUCAAUCCGCUAGCGUCUCCACGAAACGAUAGCGGAACGAACCUCUAAUAUUAAAAGUUUUAGGAUUGGACUUCACAAAGAUAGUCCUAACCUAACUUACUUCUAGCUAGAGGCUAUAACUAUAAGGCUCCCCCGUCAUGCCUGUCGUAGGGGAGCAUUAUAGUUUCUAGAAGUAAUCCUAACUUUAGGACCUUGGCUUGGGACUCUUUACUUUAGGUUAUGAACCUAAGCCUAGUCCUAAGUUAGGUAGGAUGAGUAACUCAUCGUAACUUGAGAUACGACUAGUCUCAACUCUUUGUGAAAUCCACCGCAGAACUAAAAAACUAAAUUAUAAAUUUCCAUGUACACUCAUAAAAAUAGUAUUAAUUCUAUGGCAAAUAGACUAAUCUUGUUGACCUCCAGAGUCUGUGGGUUUCUGGCCUAAAAAUUGGGAGCGCUAAUGUGCUGCUGUAUUCAAAUUAUUUGAAGGGAUAGUAUAUUUUAAUUCAUUCAUUCAUUCAUUAUUGGUUUAUUAUUUAAAAACAAAUUCCCAUG
This is a messenger RNA of Asterias rubens (European starfish), 1522 nucleotides long. Its product is annotated as fat storage-inducing transmembrane protein 2-like. Gene Ontology annotation, biological process: lipid storage; lipid droplet organization; phospholipid biosynthetic process. The record is from RefSeq and is a predicted model, not a curated record. NCBI's taxonomy places the organism in Eukaryota, Metazoa, Echinodermata, Asteroidea, Forcipulatida, Asteriidae. Gene Ontology annotation, cellular component: endoplasmic reticulum membrane. The transcript has a single exon. Bases 26 to 916 code for a protein of 296 amino acids.